Messenger RNA from Dichomitus squalens LYAD-421 SS1, 1219 nucleotides. Its product is annotated as DNA glycosylase. The transcript has a single exon. Gene Ontology annotation, biological process: base-excision repair. Gene Ontology annotation, molecular function: catalytic activity. Bases 1 to 1062 code for a protein of 353 amino acids. NCBI's taxonomy places the organism in Eukaryota, Fungi, Basidiomycota, Agaricomycetes, Polyporales, Polyporaceae. The record is from RefSeq and is a predicted model, not a curated record.
AUGCCCCCGAAGUUGAAGCGUCCACGCUCUAUCACACCGACGAUCCCGCAGCGUGGAGAUGCCACAACCGCAGAACCCCCGUCUCCUCAGACACCGAGUCACAGAGCCAAAAAGCUAAAACUUCUAGCCUCGCAUGCUAUCUCGUCCCCAUUUCCGGACUUCCCCCACCCAACGCCCGCGGAAGCCGAACAGGUCCACGCCCUCCUCGCCACGACUCAUCCUGACAUCGCUUCCUCCUCCGCGCGACGCUCGAAACCCUCCGAUGAUAGCAGCAGCAACUCCGCGCGGACGUGCGGCAAAGUCUCUAGCGUGCUAGACUCGCUGAUCGGCACUAUCCUCAGCCAGAACACGUCUUCCCGGAACUCGACGGCUGCGAAGCACGGUCUGGAUGCUGCGUUCGGGCGGCACAACUUCCAGGCGAUCGCGGAGGCUAGUAAAGACCAGGUGGUAGAGGCGAUCAAGACAGGCGGCCUGGCGAACAAGAAGGCUGCGGUAAUCCAGAAGAUUCUGAGAGAGGUUUACGACAGGCACGGCGAGUACUCCUUGCAGCAUCUUGCUCGUGUCGUUCAGUCAGACGUCGACGUAAAUAGCAAGGCGAAAGCGGAAGGGAGCUCGCAGGGUCGGGCUGCGGUAUCAGACGAAGAAGCAAUGCAGGAAUUGGUGUCGUACGACGGCGUUGGCCCCAAGACCGCCUCGUGCGUCCUACUCUUUUGCCUCGGACGCUCCUCCUUCCCUGUCGACACGCACGUCUUCCGGCUAUCCCGCCUCUUGGGCUGGGUCCCUGCGCGAGCCGACCGGGUGACGGCACAGGCACACCUCGAUCUCAAAGUCCCGGACCACCUCAAGUACGGCUUACACGUACUGAUGGUCGGGCAUGGCCGCAGGUGCAAGGGGUGCAAGAGCACGAGUAGCGGCAAGGGCGAGUGCGUGCUUAAGCGAUGGGUCCAGGAACAGAAGGGCGCGAAGGAGGAGGAGAUGGAGGAGACGAUCGUGAAGGCGGAGGAGGCGGCGGCCGAGGUGGCAGUCGACCAUUCGACGGAUGUUAAGAGCGAAGUUUCGUAAGUCUGCCUCGUUUCUGGGUAUUCCUGUCAGGUGCUCGGGUACUCUACAUUCCCCGUAAUAGCUAUUGGGACUUCGAUCAAAGUGUAGCAUACUCUUCUUGGACACUCUCCCCCACGUUCGUGUUUCGCGACUUCUAACGUACACUUGUGCGAUUCGU